Centropristis striata (black sea bass) is the source of this 4936-nucleotide messenger RNA. It is a transcript of the gene maco1a, whose product is annotated as macoilin 1a. Bases 134 to 2170 code for a protein of 678 amino acids. Lineage: Eukaryota; Metazoa; Chordata; Actinopteri; Perciformes; Serranidae. Gene Ontology annotation, cellular component: rough endoplasmic reticulum membrane. Gene Ontology annotation, biological process: neuronal signal transduction. The record is from RefSeq and is a predicted model, not a curated record. The transcript is spliced from 11 exons.
UAUUUCUUUGUUUCAUGUGCAUAAAACAACAACAAUGGUGGAUAAUUGAAGAAGUGUGAAUAUUAGGAUGAGCGAAUGACAUUUCCAGUUACAGUUACCGGACCGAUAUCACAAGUGAAUCAACAGGGGGAGGAUGAAGCGGCGCAAUGCGGACUGCAGCAAACUCCGACGGCCGAUAAAACGGAACCGAAUCACCGAGGGUAUAUAUAGCAGUACGUUUCUGUACCUGAAGUUCCUGGUCGUGUGGGUGUUAGUUCUGCUGGCCGACUUUGUGCUGGAGUUCAGGUUUGAGUACCUGUGGCCCUUCUGGCUGUUCAUUCGAAGUGUCUACGACUCCUUCAGAUAUCAGGGACUGGCGUUCUCUGUUUUCUUCGUAUGUGUGGCGUUUACAUCAGACAUCAUCUGCCUCCUCUUCAUCCCCGUCCAAUGGCUGUUUUUCGCUGCCAGCACCUACGUUUGGGUCCAGUAUGUCUGGCACACAGAAAGAGGAGUCUGUCUACCCACUGUAUCGCUGUGGAUCCUGUUUGUGUACAUCGAAGCUGCCAUACGGUUCAAAGAUCUGAAGAACUUUCACGUAGACCUGUGUCGACCCUUUGCUGCUCACUGUAUCGGCUACCCGGUGGUGACUCUGGGCUUCGGCUUUAAGAGCUACGUCAGCUACAAGAUGCGACUGAGGAAACAGAAGGAGGUGCAGAAGGAGAAUGAGUUCUACAUGCAGCUUCUCCUGCAGGCUUUACCGCCAGAGCAACAGAUGCUGCAGAGGCAGGAGAGGGAGGCAGAGGAGGCUGCUUUAGCUAAAGGGAUCUCCGAGGUAGAACCCACAGUCAUAUCCCAAAACGGAGCACCUGCUGGAAAGAAAAGCACCUCAGUGCCACUACCAGAACUGGAGUACCGGGAAAAAGGGAAGGACAGUACUGCAAAAGAGCGCGAGGGCAAAAAACAGAACACAAUUGGAAUCAAUAACAACAGUAUUAUACACGCACUGGACUCCAAACUACAGGAGACAGAGUACAUAGAGAACUACGUCGGGGCAAAGAGACUGAAUAACGACCUGGCAGGAGAGAACACACACGCCGAUACCAACACACACUCUGCUUCUAAAGAGGAAAUGGGGGGAACGGGGAAGAACUACAAAAACGCCAGCGGAGGUGGAGGUAACAUUUCCAACUCGUCUCCACGGAAUCACAGUUCUUCAAACGGCAGCGUGCCGGCAGGUUCCUCGACCAAUAAGAAUGAGAAGAAGCAGAAGGGGGCGGGGAAAGGCCAGAAGGAUCCAGUGGAGAACUGCAUCCCCAACAACCAGCUGGGCAAACCGGACGCUCUCGUACGGCUGGAGCAGGAUGUGAAGCGACUGAAGGCAGAUCUUCAGGCCAACAGGCAGUUGGAGUCAGAGCUGCGGAGUCAGCUUUCCUCUCUGAGCAGCCAGGACCGCAGCCUACGCUCUGAACUUGGCCAGCUCCGCCAGGACAACGAGCUGCUACAGAACAAGCUCCACAGUGCUGUCCAGGCCAAGCAGAAGGAUAAGCAGACCAUCUCACAGCUGGAGAAGAGGCUAAAGGCUGAGCAGGAGGCUCGCGCCCUCGCUGAGAAACAGCUGGCUGAGGAGAGGAAGAGGAAGAAGAUGGAGGAGGCCACCGCUGCCAGAGCCGUAGCAUUAGCUGCUGCCACCAGAGUGGAGUCGACAGACUCUCUGCGUGGUCGUAUCAGAGAGCUGGAGACGGAGUGUAAGAAGCUCAGCAUGGACAUGAAACUUAAGGAGGAGCAGAUUAGGGAUCUGGAGGGCAAGUGCCAGGAGCUGCGGAAGUAUAAAGAGAAUGAGAAGGACACAGAGGUGUUGAUGUCAGCGCUGUCAGCCAUGCAGGAGAAGACCCAGCACCUGGAGAACAGCCUGAGUGCUGAGACCAGGAUCAAGCUGGACCUCUUCUCUGCACUGGGGGAUGCCAAGAGGCAGCUGGAGAUAGCACAAGGCCAGAUCCACCAGAGGGAGCAGGAGAUCGCCGAGCUGAAGCAGAAGAUAGCCGAGGUGAUGGCAGUGAUGCCCAGCCUGUCCUACUCAUCAGACGGCAGCAACCUCAGCCCCGUCACCCCGCACUACUCCUCCAAGUUCAUGGACAAUAGUCCCUCCUCCCUGGACCCCAACGCCUCAGUCUACCAGCCCCUCAAGAAGUGACUCUGAUAUCCACACUUUUGUCAGACAGAACUUUGUCUCUUUCUUUAUUUCGGUGCAGCUCUUAGUUCUGGUUUGGGUUUUUAUUUUUUUUUAAGUUUACCAGCCCCCUGACAGUUUUUGCACUCUAAUGUACCACAUACACACACAAUGCACACAACCCCUCCAUACAUAUGUGUAUUUGGCUCCUUUUUUUGGUUCUAUUAUGAGAACUAUUAUUUUGAGAGGGUUGUGUACAAUAUUUUUUGUUGAGUUUUUGGGAUUUAGCCAUUAGACAGCGUGAUCUGUUUCGAAGGGGGAGAAAGGAAACACAAUUUGUUGGCCAAUUGUCUACCGAAGAGCCGUCAUGCAUCGCUUCAUGUCAGUCUUCUUUUAGUGUCAGUAUAAUCUCCCCCCACAGCCACGCCUCCUUCUUUAGUGAACUGACACACAGAUAUUUCAUUUAAAAAGAAUUGGCUUUUCAUGAUGGUUUAUAAUAAAGGGACAGUUCAGAUGUUUUAAGUGGUGUGUAUGAGGUUCUUAUUGAUAGUCAAUAUGUUACCUACAGAAAGUGGCAGUCAGCACGUCCCCAGUUUGGAGAACCAGACAGACAUGUACUGACAUGGAAGCUCAGCAAUGUCCUGCUGUGAACAGGGGCAGCAGUAAAAUGCAUUUUAGCCCAAAAAGGAAUUCAAACCACGCUUCACUUUGCUUUCAGACGGCCCUGUUUACGUCUAUCCAGGAGGAACCGAAGCUGUUCUGUGCUCUCUUCAAAGCCACCAGACUCCAUUGACAAAAACUGUAAUUUUACUAUGCUGAACACGGGAGUUGCUGGUCUACGGGUCACCAUUUGUUGUACUGUGUGAAUUAGGUGUUUUAAAGGGUUAGUAACAAUUCACCAAAGUCACACAAGAACACAAACGAACCGAUUGCGGCAGCGGUAGACCAGCAAGUUGCAUCUUCUGCUAGGUAAAAUUACUGUUUUUGUCAAUGGAGUCUUGUGGUGCAUAGAACGGCUUCAGUUUGCCUUGUGUAAACUUAAACAGGGCUGUGUGAUGGCAAAGUAAAGCAGUGAAAACAUUCUAAAUAUAGUGAACAGCAAAGCAGAUAUUGUUUUUUUUAGGUGGAUCUUUUUUAGGUGACUAAAAUAUGUUUAGCUGCCGCCCCCUCCACAGCAGUACAUUGCUUAUCUUCCAUGCGUGCUUCUCCAAACUGAGGUCUUACUGACCACCCUCUCCUAAAGGUAAUGCACCCACUUUGGAUAAGAAACUCGUAAAACCCCACUUUAAACAAAUCCCAACUAUCCCUUCAAGGCAGAAGACAUGUUUUCAGUUGACUUUGAAUAUGAAACUCCCCUGUAAAGUAAAGCCCAGUGAGAGAUACAUGAAUGUAAAACUAUUCAUGUUUUGCUAUCACCAUUAACUUAAAUCAGUGAUUGUUUGUUUUGUAAUGUUUACGUUCAGUUACGACAGUGUACAUUUCUUCUAAAAUAGUGAUAUUGAACAGAUAAACGUUUGCUGUGUUCUUCAGAUAUUCCAAUACAAUUUAUCCUCUUAAUGCUGGAAUAAUGAAGUCUCCAGGAUUAUCAGUUAGUGGAUGAAGCAGAUCUAGUUCUGUGCUAAAAAAAAAAAAAAUUGCUACUGCUAGAUUGGACCCUGGCACUGCCAAAAUGUUCACCUGUUUGCUGCAAACACCUUUCCUCUCCCUCUGGACCAAAUUAGAACCUGAUAGGCCAUAUUGUUCACUGGAUUUAAUGAUGUCGAGGUAACCAGUCGUUACUGUUAUUUGCAGAUUUUACAGUGCCUUGCAGUUUCUCUUUUUAAGAUGCAAAAACCACAUACUUUGCAAUCCUGGGAUCUAAAAGCUGCGUUUCUCUCUCUCUCUUGCUCUGAUUUGCCUGGUUUUCACUCAAGAUUUCUCACAUUCUGAUCCUUUCAAUUUAAAAGGCAAAAACAAUUACGUGUCAGCUUGGACACAUUCAAUCUUUUUCCUGCGUUUUGAUCACAAUAUUACAGACUUAAAGGGAAAAAACAACACUGGACAUGUCAUUUCAUAGUGACACAGUCUUGGUACGCCAAACACCAACCAAACUGAUUGUCUAUUAUCAUGCCCUAUAGUUGGCAUUUAGUUGUUUACAACAAUGUACAUUAACUUACUGAGGAAUGUUUGCUUUGUUUAUUUCAUUUACGUUCUUAAGUGCCAAGUGUUGAUGUUCGGUUUCCAUCCAUACUUUGAUCGAUGUAGCUAGCAUAAUGUUUGCAGACGAGUGCUGUUAUUUUUUUGUCAUUAGAACAUAUUGGGAUGGUGUUGUGUUUACAAGGUUCUGGGCUGAUCAUGGCCAAGCAGCAGGUGGUCACUUGGACUGAUUGUGUUCUCAACACAUUUAUUUAUUCGUUUCAGACUUUUAUUGAGUGGCACCUCCUUGAUAUUUCCCAUCAUAUUCAGUUGAUUUCCUAUAUUUUCUACCAGGAAGGAUUCUGUGAAUGUGUUGUGUUGGGAAAAAGGUUUAAACCCCCCAGAACCAUUUGACCAUGUUGUGCUGUCAUGUUGCCUACCUGGAAAAAGUAUUAUUUGUGGAUCGCUCUGGUGUUGUGAAUUCAGUUCUCGAGUUGCUUUUAUAAGUUUGUGUAGAAGGAAGAGAAGGUUAAAAAAGUGCUUUGUUUUCUCUUUUCAUUGUUCCACCAUGUUUGUUUUCUUUUCUCAAAGUGAUGGUGUCUGUGGCACACUUUUCACUUUGGCCAUCACUAUUAAAGAAAGUCUUGCUGGUGGCAAUGCAAGCUGUUCAGUCUA